AUGACUUCAAACGUUAAUUUAACCCAUUUGAGAAAUGGAACAAAUAAAUUGCCUCCAACUACCGUAAUUCAUCCAAUCGUGGCAGUUAAGGUCGGUGGAAUGAAAACUCACUCGUAUGUUUCUGCCAGAUUAGUCGAACUCACGCAAGCAAGUGAAGUUAAAAAGGAAACGCGUAGAAUUGCUACAUUAAUGGGUACUUCGACUUCCAAAUUUUCCCAGUACGAUAUCCGUCUUGAAUCAGUGAAAGGAAAUUUCGAACUGGAAGCACGCGUCACAAAAAUCGAGAAAAGUGAACUUUUAAGCUUAGAAAAUUCCCACAACUACGAGUUAAUUAAGAACUAUGCUCACUUGCGUGAUAUCGAAUUAGUCGACGUGGCUACCAAACAGAAUUUGGCGCUAACAGAAUUUGGCGUUUUGGGCGCUAACGAAUAUGCCAAAAUACGCACGUCAAUUCAGUCUCGUAUUGGUAGACAAGGAGAACCAAUCACUGAGCACACUCGUUUUGGUUGGGCCAUAAUGGCCCCGGGUUUAGAUAGUGAUGACGUCACUGGAUUCCUAGCUGUUAAUUCCUAG
Messenger RNA from Paramuricea clavata, 573 nucleotides. NCBI's taxonomy places the organism in Eukaryota, Metazoa, Cnidaria, Anthozoa, Malacalcyonacea, Plexauridae. The record is from the annotation of a GenBank genome assembly.